Molecule: messenger RNA, 2039 nt
Organism: Quercus robur (English oak)
Lineage: Eukaryota; Viridiplantae; Streptophyta; Magnoliopsida; Fagales; Fagaceae
Product: dol-P-Glc:Glc(2)Man(9)GlcNAc(2)-PP-Dol alpha-1,2-glucosyltransferase-like
Exons: 8
Coding region: 211-1743 (510 amino acids)
Biological process (GO): protein N-linked glycosylation; dolichol-linked oligosaccharide biosynthetic process
Cellular component (GO): endoplasmic reticulum
Molecular function (GO): dolichyl pyrophosphate Glc2Man9GlcNAc2 alpha-1,2-glucosyltransferase activity
Source: RefSeq, a predicted model, not a curated record
AUAAUUCAAUUAAUUCAAAUUUCUGGUUAAAGUCUCUUUUAGCGAAAUCUGUUCCUUUUGCCUCUUCAUUAAUAAGCUCGACUUUCUUGUGCAAUACAAUCAAAACCCAGUUUUGAUUUGAACUCACAUAGACAGACCGCGAGUCAUAGGAUGAACCCAGCAAGGAUCCCAUAGCUGCAAAGAUUCUGUGAAAGAUACAGAGACAGAGAAAUGGGAAAAGUAGCUGUGGCAGUGAUUGUGAGUUUGUGGGUCAUUUCUGUCUCCAUUCUUGUUAACCGCAUAGUUCCAGAGCCUUACAUGGAUGAAAUAUUCCACAUACCUCAGGCGCAACAGUACUGCAUUGGCGAUUUCAGAAGCUGGGAUCCCAUGAUUACCACCCCUCCUGGCCUGUACUAUCUUUCACUUGUUCAUGUUGCUUCUUUGUUUCCAAGCAUAUUUAUAGUACAAGCAGCAUCAUCAUUUUCUGAAGUCUGCACCACUGCCAUUCUUCGAUCUGUAAAUGGUGUUUUGGCAGUAUUAUGCAGUAUAAUUGUGUAUGAGAUAAUUACCCUCUUGAGACCAAAUCUUAGUGAAAGAAAAGCAACAAUUUUUGCAGUGGUCCUAGCUUUAUAUCCCCUUCACUGGUUCUUCACUUUUCUCUAUUAUACAGAUGUUGCAUCGCUUACUGCAGUGCUUGCUAUGUAUCUUGCAUGCUUGAAGAAGAGUUACUGGUGCAGUGCAGUGCUUGGUGCCUUGGCUGUUGUCAUUCGGCAGACGAAUAUAGUUUGGAUGCUUUUUGUUGCAUGCACUGGGGUUAUAAAUAAUACUCUGGUCUGUACAAGAGAUAAUGUAGAAGAAAAUAAUAUUGACACAGCAAUCAGGAAAACUAAUAGAUCAACUUCCAAUGAUAAUGUUACAUCAAACUCAAAUUUGAGAAGGAGAAAGUUCAGUAAUGCCUUGGGUACUGAUAAACAAUCUACGCCUAGUGCAAGCUUCUUUUCAGCAAAUCACUCAUCAGGUUUGCUUGAUGAAGUUGAGGUCAUCCUUUUAGCAUUAUGGCAUAGGAAGUGGGAGCUUUUGGUUUCCUUUAGUCCUUUUCUCAUGGUAUUUGUGUCUUUUUUAGCUUUUGUCCAUUGGAAUGGAAGUGUAGUUCUAGGUGCAAAAGAAGCUCACACAGUUUCACCACAUUUUGCACAGAUCAUGUAUUUUGGUCUGGUUUCUGCUCUUGCUGUGGCUCCUCUACACUGCAGUAUAGGUCAAAUUGUGGACCUGUUCCAGUCAUUUUGGAAGAGAAGGCCCAUCAGUUUCUUUCAAGUGCUCAUAGCUGUUAUUGCUGGCUUCUUCUCUGUACAUUUUUACAGCAUAGCCCAUCCCUAUCUUAUAGCUGACAAUCGGCAUUAUCCAUUCUAUCUCUGGAGGAAGGUCAUCAAUGCUCAUUGGUCAAUGAAGUACCUUCUAGUCCCGCUUUAUGUUUAUUCAUGGUUUUCCGUCCUCAGCACAUUGGGGAAAGUUCAGAGGAAGAUAUGGAUCUUAGCAUUUUUCUUGGCUACUGCUGCAGUUCUGGUACCUGCUCCAUUGAUCGAGUUCAGAUACUACACGAUACCAUUAUAUUUCAUGAUACUCCAUUCCCAUAUUAAUGAUUAUCAUAGCUGGCUUCUCAUGGGACUUAUAUAUCUAGCCCUCAAUAUCUUCACGAUGACGAUUUUUUUGUUCCGGCCUUUCCAUUGGGACAAUGAGCCUGGGAUCCAGAGGUUUAUAUGGUAGGGAAGUAUCUAAGAAAUGCCCAAGGGCACCAUCAUAUUUUAAGACAAAUCAUUUUUGGGUGGUAAGUGUUUUUUGUAUGGGGAUUAGUUGGAAAUACGGUUUUGAAUGUUUUGGAGGUAGAGAAAGGAGGGUGGAAUUCUUGAGUGGCAUAAGUAAUUUAGUUUCACCUAUGCUACAGGUCGUGAUUACUAUUUGUCAAGUGAAACCUAUGGUACUAGUCAUUUGUAAACAGGGCAAGAAUUUUAUGAAAAUCAAGAUAUGAAUCAUAAAAGCCUCACAAAUUUUUUAUUUUGAAA